UGGAGCUGUCAUGUAGAUUAAUCGUAUCAAGCACAAGAUAUAGCAUUAUUUUAUAAAGAGGCGUAAAAAGGCAACAAUAGCGAAAGCAAAAGUGAAGUAAAAAAUCUAAUCACACCAUCCGAAAUAUAAACAACAAAGAUGGCAGCCCUCACUACUCGUCUUCUUCGAGCAACGCAAAGGAAAUGGCGUUUUUUACCCAUUGCGACGAAUUAUCGCCGGUAUUCAGUAGACCAAAGUAAAGGAAAACCAGUGAGAAUCGGCUGUGCCAGCGGAUUCUGGGGUGACACUCCUACGGCAGCUCCUCAACUGAUUCACAAUGGCAACUUGGACUUCCUCAUGUUCGACUACCUCUCAGAAAUCACCAUGUCCCUCCUUACGGCUGCAAGAGCCAAGAAGCCAGAGCUGGGGUUUGCACCCGACUUUGUGCUCUAUGCCAUUGGACCAUACCUGAAGGACAUCAAACGGAAAGGUAUCAGAGUCCUGAGCAAUGCUGGUGGAAUCAACCCAGAGGGCUGUGCUGAGGCACUGAGGCAGGCAGCUAGCAAGGCUGGUGUUGAUCUGAAGGUUGCUGUUGUUACGGGUGAUGAUCUAAUGCCAGUAAAGAAACAAUUGAUAGCUGCUGGAAUGCCCGACAUGAAAAGCGGUCUUCCUCUACCAAAAACUGUCCACAGCAUGAAUGCAUAUUUAGGAGCUGGUCCAAUCGCUAAAGCCUUAGAUGGAGGUGCAGAUAUUGUUGUUACAGGAAGGUGUGCUGACAGCUCUUUGGCUCUUGCACCUCUCAUACACAGUUUUGGGUGGCAGUCAAACGAUUAUGACCAGCUUGCAAGUGGCAGCCUGGCGGGUCACUUGAUUGAGUGUGGUGCACAGGCAACUGGUGGCAUUUAUACAGACUGGGAUGCCGUUUCUGACUGGCAUAACAUAGGCUUCCCCAUAGCAGAAGUGUCAGGCAGUGGAGACUUCAUGAUCACAAAGCCCCCCAACACAGGAGGUAUUGUCAAUCAGAUGACUGUUGCUGAGCAGAUGCUCUACGAGAUUGGGGACCCACGGGCCUAUAUUCUCCCGGAUGUUGUCUGCGAUUUUACUGGGGUCCAGCUAGAGGAGACCAACUGUGGGGUCAUUGUGAAAGGGGCUAAGGGGAAGAAGCCCACUGACUCAUAUAAGGUUAGUGCAACAUAUCUUGAUGGCUACAAGGCCACUGCCGUCAGCUGUAUUGGAGGCCCUAGAAGCCGGGACAAGGGCAGGAAAACCGCUGAGGCGAUUGUGCAGAGAUGCCGCAACAUAUUCCAAAUGCUCAAGCUCCCCGACUUCACCAGAGUCCACAUUCAGAUAUUGGGUGCAGAGGAUACCUAUGGGCCCCAUGCAAGCAUUGGAGAAGGUCCUCGUGAGGGUGUCAUCUGGAUCUCAGUCCAUCAUGAACAAAAGAAGGCUGUCGAGCUGUUUGCCCGUGAAAUAGCAGCAGCUGGAACUGGCAUGGCCCCUGGACUCACAAACAUUGUUGGAGGUCGGCCUAGGGCGUCUCCUCUCCUGCGGCUGCAUUCCUACCUCAUACCAAAAGAUCAGUGCAAGGUGAGUAUCCAUGCUGAUGGGAAAGAGGAAGUGUUCAACGAGACUGCAGAUACAGUUCCAGCAUCCACCUAUGACUUUCCAGAUCAGCCAGUAUCUGAAACCUCAGAUUUGACUAAGGGAUCAAAUUGCUAUCGGCUGGAGUCCCUGGCUCUGACUCGCAGUGGUGACAAGGCAGACUCCUGCAAUAUUGGUGUCAUUGCAAGGCAUCCUUCACUGUAUCCAUACCUGAAGGAGGCUCUUACAUCGGAAGCUGUCGCAGAAUACUUUAGACAUGUUUUCCCAGACAAUGUCAACCCCUUGGACUGUGUAAAAAGGUAUGAGGUGGAUGGUAUCUGUGGCCUCAAUUUUGUCCUUGAGCAGUCACUUGGGGGAGGAGGAGUGGCAUCACUCCGCUCUGAUCCUCAGGGAAAAGCUUACGGCCAGAUGCUCCUUGACUUCAUCAUAAAGGAUAUGCCAGAUAUCUGCUCUGUCAGCCACUAGUGAGAGAUUCAGAUCACUCUUUCUCUUAGCUUUCUUUGCUAAAGCAGAAUUUUUCCUCUCUUGCUUAUCAAGAUAUUGAACUGGUUGCGCUAUCCAUCUCAUGCUAGAAUUGAGAUAUGGAAGUAAAUGAGUAUUUUUGAUAUAGAGAAAAUAAGGAUAGGUACAAAUUAUUAUUUUCAAUAUAAACUGUAAAAUAAGAAUAAUUGUUGAUUUGUAGGGAAGUCAUGAUUGCCCAGAUGUUAGUUAUUGUGUAUUGAAAUUGUAUAUUAUAUAAAAGUACAAGGUUUUCAGUAUUGACUUCUAUAACCUUUUUUGAAGCAGUUUAGAUAGCUACUAAAACCUGCAUUCUUCCAAGUUGGUAGAAUUUAAUGUAAACAAAAGGAAAAGAUGACUGAAAAUGCAUUUCAUUAAAGACCAAAAAUUAGUAAAGAAGAAAACGGUAUAUGUAAAAUAUUUUGAAUUCUAAUGAUAUUUCCUUUGAAAAUGCUGAAUUGCCUUUGUACAUAACUUAUGGUGCUUUUUGUAAAUUAAGCUGAUAUUUUGUAGUCCUUGUUGCAAUGAAGUUGAUCAUUUGAAAAUGCAUACACAUAUAUGUAACAAGUAUGUAAUGGACGAGAGUUGGAUUAUACUUGUGACUUCAGUGUGAUGCAUGCACAAAUCUUGUCUUUCAUGUAAUACAACAGACAAAACAAUUAUAUUUAUGUAAAGUUUGGUAAAAAAAAAAAAUGUAUAUUUUGUAUAUGAAAGGGUUUUAGUACUUUGUGAUAAUCAUUAUUUCCGUGACUUGGGGAUGUAUAUUAGGAAAAGAAAUAUUAAAUAAUGAAAAUUAUAUAA
This is a messenger RNA of Penaeus indicus, 2880 nucleotides long. RefSeq lists its product as uncharacterized. NCBI's taxonomy places the organism in Eukaryota, Metazoa, Arthropoda, Malacostraca, Decapoda, Penaeidae. The record is from RefSeq and is a predicted model, not a curated record. The transcript has 12 exons. Bases 139 to 2046 code for a protein of 635 amino acids.